AGCUGACCAAGUCAAAAGGAGGAUACAUGCUCAGGUCAUCCACUAUACCGUGACUCGGGGCGGACCGCAAGUCUGAAUUAGAGGCCCUCCUUAGAGAGCCGUAGAUGUUGUGACAGUCUGAUGGUGAGAAUGUUAAUUAGUGCACAUUCUUCCUUCUGAGUACGAUUGCACUUGAUACGUACGCAAUUUUCAAGGUACAGCAGUCUUGCCGUAUGGAUGUUUGACCUGCAGCCGUUGGUGAUGGUCAGUGAUGUUCAGUGGGAGUGAGCUCGUUCGGAACUUCGGUGAUGCUCGUCAUAAUGAUGUACACGAGGUAUAGUUCUCUUCCAGGUGCAUGGGAGGUAAAGCUUUGGUAAUGAGUGACAAUGCUUUGGGGAUGAAAGGGGAAUAUAUACACCGGAGCCGGAAAUUGAUUUCGUCAUUCUUCACAGAUGUCGUUUCGCACACCAGCGCACCUGCACCAAUGACUCAGGAUCGAAAACCCACCGACAUCGUCUGCUCGAGAGUACGAAUGCUAUUCACAGAUCCCCUGCAUCAGAGACUCGCCGAUCACCCGUUGGGAGCAGGUUCAGCUCGAGCUGUAAAGAAAUGAGCCGGCAUGGAAAGCUUCUGACAUGAUCUUGCCAUGCAUGUCAGACCCACACUCACACUCUCUCGCUCGCUCACAAAGGUUCGGAUUCUGGACCCAUUUCCAUCGCUUAAGAGCCAGAUCACUCAUCCCCCAGUAAUAUUAAACUCCUGCACGGGAUGAGCCAAGUCUGUGACAAAGGAGCUCAUUUGUGUCUCCGGUGUCAGCAUGGACCUGGCAUCGGGACCUGGGUUCUGGUUAUUUUACAUCAUACAAUCCUCGACGUGUACCAACACAAUACAGCGAUAUACUGACGGAGUUCGUUCUUUCUCUCUGGCUCUCUGCAUCUCUUCCAUAACAUUCCUUAGUCUCGACAUUGCACUUCCUGUAGAAGAUGUGGCCACUGCAUGCAUGCAUGCAGUGGCAGUUUAGCAGCUCUAGUCUGGUCCGAGCCCCAGGCAAAUUCAACACUCCGUGACUCAGCUGCACCAGUGUCCAACCUCGGUCGCACUAAUCAAGUAUACCACACCCCAUGGCGAGCCAAGCAUCCAUUCAUGUGGACUUUCAUCAUCACUAGCAUCCCGGGGCUCGGGGCUUUCGUCUCCGAGCCGUGCCUGAUCCAGAUGUCCGCUCUCUAGGGGCUAGCAGGGCACCUCGGAUUUGGCAGCCCGGUGUCGGCAUCCAG
Marchantia polymorpha subsp. ruderalis is the source of this 1253-nucleotide messenger RNA. The record is from the annotation of a GenBank genome assembly. Lineage: Eukaryota; Viridiplantae; Streptophyta; Marchantiopsida; Marchantiales; Marchantiaceae.